UGCCCUGCUGUCGUAAUGCGUCCCUGACGAGACUCACGUUUCCCCACUGUGACCUCGGAUUGUCGUUGAGCAGAUGCACGCCUCCUAGCAUUAGCUUUGAUGAAAGCCUGUGGGAAGUCGUCAGAAACACACUAAACGGACCGUCGGCUUCUUCGUGUUUUCUAGCGACUCCUCCGCCGAGCACGCAGCUGAUCGAGCCGACAGAGAGGAGCGGGUUAGCAGGAGACAUGGCCGCAAUUGAGGAGCUUUCCCCCGCUGCGGGCCCGGUGUCCACCCGGCCCCCCGAGAACGAGAUUGACGACGACGAGGAUGAAGAUCUGGAUGAAACACUGAUGGAGAGGUUGUGGGGCCUGACAGAGAUGUUCCCUGACACACUUCGCACUGCUGCUGAAGUGUCUGCACAAUGCUCUGUCUCAAUGGCCAAGAAGUUUUACAGUUUUUCCCGCUCGGCGCUCUGGGUCGGUACUACCUCCUUCAUGAUCUUGGUGCUGCCGGUUGUGUUUGAGACGGAGAGACUACAGCUGGAGCAGCAGCAGCUACAACAGCAGAGACAGAUUCUGUUGGGGCCCAACACUGGAAUGUCUGGUGGGAUGCCGGGCAUGAUGCCUCCUGCACCUGGCAAGAUGUGAAACACAGAAAGUGGCCAACAUGAACCUGAGAUCUGCUGCUAGGCGAUACAGCGCGGCCGGUCGCAAGGAGAGACAGAGAGACCAUGGAGAAGGGCAAAGAACUGCAGUUAAAAGAAAAGAAAAGCAAAAGCUGGAUGUCAACAGCAUGAAAGGCCCACUCCAACAUAUGGAUCGGCCGAUGGGAUUGGAGGAGGAUGUGAUGCGUUUCUAACACUUCUCUCUCACUGUCUCUCCUUACUCCAACAUCAUGCAGAGACUUAUUUCCAGGAGCACUGCUUCUAUUUUCUUUCUCAUUUUUUUAAAAUAAAUACUUCUAUCAACAUGAAUAAUUUGUUCUUUAGGGGAUAGUAGGUAUAAGUGGAUAAAUUUAAAGCAAAAAGGUUACCAAAUUGUAUGUCAUGGUGUUUGCAGUCAGAAGAACAUGGCUAUACCUACAGUAUGUUAGCAGUUUUGUUAAUCAUUGUCAUGAGCUUGCUGGCUCCACUUUCACAGAAGGAUUAUGUGACUAAAACAUCUAACAGACAGGUCUGAUGCAUUGUGAACCACACUGUAAACGCUAUUAAUUGAUAUGUGGUCGACAGGAGUGCCUCUUGAAGUUCGACAAGCUAAAUUACACUCUUUUCUAUGUGGCCUAUUCCUAUCUGUACAUUUGUCACAUGUCACCUUUCAAAGUAAGAGUAUCUACAGUGUUGAUGUCAGGGUGCAAUGUCUCUCACUUCAGUUACCGGUUUGAUUACAUUGCUCUAGUUUUAAGCAAUAGAUUGUAUAAUGCAACAACACCAGAUUCCAUGCUGUUAAGUUAUUCAGAGAUUGUUGGGUAUGUAAAGAGUGAAAUGAUAUUAUCAUUGAAGAUAAUUUAAUUUCCCGUGCCAUAAGGUUUUGGACAAAUUUUAUGGUGAUCGACGGAAAUGUUCUGCUAAAUGUCUCAUAUCGUCCUGACAUGUCCGGUCUGUAUUAUGUUAUUUUCUAUUCUCUUUUGCCAUCCAUGUGAAUUUACAAUCUCUUUCUUCUUUUCAGUAAGCAAACCAUGUCUCUGUUUUCUGUUCAACAUGACUGCGGUAAUUAAAACACCAAAUCAAA
This is a messenger RNA of Anoplopoma fimbria (sablefish), 1709 nucleotides long. It is a transcript of the gene tomm22, whose product is annotated as translocase of outer mitochondrial membrane 22 homolog (yeast). The transcript is spliced from 4 exons. Gene Ontology annotation, biological process: intracellular protein transport. Gene Ontology annotation, cellular component: mitochondrial outer membrane. The record is from RefSeq and is a predicted model, not a curated record. NCBI's taxonomy places the organism in Eukaryota, Metazoa, Chordata, Actinopteri, Perciformes, Anoplopomatidae. The coding region runs from base 228 to 629 and encodes 133 amino acids.